AUGCCGAUGCUGAUCUCCUCACUAGUUUCCACGUCUUCAUCGGCUCACAAAGUCUCGCCCCAUUGUCGGUUCUUCUUCCUUAAGCCCGGACCAAUCAAGGGGAAGAAUCGGCAGUGCUUUGUGCCUUCGACGACGCGCGGCGGCCGGUGGUACCCACCUAGUACUCUAUUGGCUAAAGAGUCUGUCGGAAAAAUGGACGUUGAUGACGUAAUUGACGUCUUGGAGGAGGAGAUUCUGGAUUUCAUGAAGAAUUCGGAGAAGCCAGAUUCGUUUCCGAGCAAGAAAGAGUUGGUCUGUGCCGGUCGGGAUGAUUUGGUGGACGCUAUUGUUAAGCAAGGAGGUUGGCUUUCCUUGGGUUGGGAUUCGGAAGAAGUUGAAGAUUAUGAUGAAGAAGUUAUUAAUGAAGUUAGUGAUAAUGUUCCAAGUUCGACGACCGCAUUAGAAAGUGAUGCUCUCUUGCAAAGUAUCAAGAGUUCUUGGGAUGAUGAUGAUGAUGAUGAUGAUGAACAUAGAUCAGAGGGCUCUGCGGUGGUUUCUUUCUGUCCGUAUGAUGAUUCUCCUGAUCAAUCAGCCUCGUCUCCGGGUAGCUCACUAAAAACGCCGAGCACAAAACAUGAAACUGGAAUUGAAGGCAUGUUGAGUCGGUUAGAGAGACAGAGAGAUUUUAAUAUUGGAUUUGGUGUGCGAGAAAAACAUGAAGAUUAUAGUACUACAUUCUCCGCAGGUUCUAACAAUGGCAAAGUCGAUUGGCAAUUUUCAAGAUUCUCAACCGACAGUACGCAUAAAUCUUUCCCUGACGUUGACGGUUUAAGAAACUCUGAUGAUGAUGAUCAGCCACAAAUGUGGAGAUCUUGGAGCAUUCAACGGGCAGGAUUUAGAGAUGUCGAUAUUGAAGAUAUUGAAAUUGCACCAAGUGAAGCUAGUACUGGUAUAGAAGGGACGUCGUCGAUGGACAUGACUUCAAAAGAUGAGAUAAUAACAGUAGAAAGUGGUAAUCGUGAAGCCGAUAAUUGUGAUUGGAAUGAAUUGGAUGUACGUAUUGAAAAGAUUAAUCAUGACAGAUUUAUAAGAAAUCGCCUUCAGCAACUGGAGUUGGAGGCCUCGGCUGUACUUCGCUCUGUAAGGUCCAAUACCACCGAUGAAUUUGCGUCACAAAAGCGUUACGACGGUUUGGAGUUUUGGGAGGUUCAGGACAGUGAGAUUUCGAAAGCCGAGGAUAAAUUACGGUCAACACGUGCAAAGUUAGCUGUCUUAGAAGGAAAGAUGGCACUGGCAAUAAUGUGUGCACAAGUCUUGAAUAUCAAUUUAACAGAAACAUGA
This is a messenger RNA of Morus notabilis, 1320 nucleotides long. RefSeq names its product protein PTST homolog 2, chloroplastic. NCBI's taxonomy places the organism in Eukaryota, Viridiplantae, Streptophyta, Magnoliopsida, Rosales, Moraceae. The transcript has 5 exons. The record is from RefSeq and is a predicted model, not a curated record. The coding region runs from base 1 to 1320 and encodes 439 amino acids.